UAUUUAUUUAUUUAUUCAUUCAAAAUUAGUUUUCAAUAAUUUAUUAGUUUCAUUUAUUUAAUGUCAUAAAGUAGAAUUCCGAUAAAUUCAGCAAGUACAAUUGAAAUUAAACAAAAAGCCAAUAAUUCUAAACUAUAGUAACCUAAUGAUAUUAAUGCAUAGAAUCAUAUUGAAACAAAAUAAGAAAAGAAUAUGAAAAGACAAAGUUUAAUCAUAUCAACAGAAGAGCUAGCGAGAAGGGAGGAAAUUGAAAAGAAGAGACAAAAGGAACAUUAAAACUAAUCAAAGCAUAAUAAUAACAAAAAUAGUUAGUCCUAAGAAGCAAAAUAAGGAGGAAAGUUUGUAAUGUAUUAAUCAUAAACAAUAAAACCUGUGAAAAAUCAAUAACCUUAGAUAGAAUAAAAUCUAACUCUUAAUUCACAGCCUGCAGAAUCGCAGUAUUCAAAAAAUAAUUAGCAAAAGUCUUAGCAAUAAAUUCAACCAGAUUAGAAUAAUAUAAUAGAUAAAAAUCGUUUAUCGAUUUCGAUAUAGAAUGUAAGGAGUCUGUAAGAAAAAGAUAAUAAUAUAUUUUUUACAAGUGUAGAACCAGGGAAUAGAGGUAGCAUUUUGAUGAGUAAAUAAAAAAAGUAAGAAAAUAACUUAAAUGUUAUUUCUCAAAUUACAGAAACUUAAAAUGAAAAUUAAUAAACAGAAUCUAAAAGAUCUUAUCUUCCAAACAUUAAUCAACAUUCUUAACUACUUGUAGAUACUUAUAUUGCAAAUACUCAAUCUAAAGAUUCUGCUAAUUUUCACUCGAAUUAACCUAGUACUAUACAUACUAAAAAGAUAAUAGAUUCUCAUAAAGAUUACGAAGAUAGAGAACCACAAUAUUAAAGAAUAAGAGAUUUUAAAAUAAAGGUUGAGCAAAAAUAAUUUUUAUUUGAGGGAUUAAAAUUAGUUUAAUUUGAAAUGUUUGUUAUUAGAGAGCCUGCUAUGUAAGGGAUAGUUGUCAGAGACGUGUUAAAAAUAUUAGCUGAUAAAGUUGUUUCUUUUAAAAAUUACUUGAUUGAUAGGAAUAAAAUGAGAAAGGUUUUUGCAUCUCUAAGCUACUCCACUAAAAUUAUAACAAAUAUUAAAUUUGAGUAGUUGAUAGGGUUACUAGAAAAGAUAGCUAUUAUAGUUACUUAAGAUUUUAAAGAUUAUCCGGAAUGUCCUAGUAUUGGAGAGAGCCCUUUGGAAGAGUUUAGGAGGAAGAGUGAAGAGUACUUUAAAAAAAUGACCUAGUAUAAAGAGUAGGAAGAAGAUUAGAUAAAAAAAUAAAAUGAUAUGAUUAAUUUUACUUCACCAAAAUACAGAGGAGGUAUUUAAACAGGAAGUGAUUCAUUUUUAUAAAAUAACCAUAGAAAAAUUAACACCACAUCUAAACCUCAGCAGCAUUAAGUUCUAUAAACUAGAAAUUCUAUGAUUGAAUUUAUCAAAUUACCUUUAAGAUACGAUAAGAGAUAUCCUUAUUACAGGCCAGAAAUAGACACUGUAGAAUAAGAACCUUAUGUAUUUGAAGACAAUAUUUAAAUAUACGAUAAAGUUGCUGACUAUUUAAAAGAAUGUAUAGAUGCUUAUCGAAUUAUGUCAAGAUAAAGAGAAUUUAAACAUCUUAAUGAGUAAAAUUGCGAGGAGCUACUCAAACUAGUUACAUAGACUAGAUUCUUCUUAAGUGAAUAUGGUGAGUAGCUUAGAAUGUUUGAAAAAAAUAAUGAAGAUAAAUUGAGAUAAUAGAAAAUAUACUAGUAAGAAAAAAUUAGAAAUGAAAACAGUUUAUUAAAUAUUAGUAAAAGCUAUACGUAGACCUAGCCACUACCAAAUAUUUAAGAUGCUGUAGUUGAUGAAAAAAAAGAAACAGAUAAAGAUAAAAACGAGAAACUUGAGUUUAUUUAUAGAGUCUAAAAGCUAACUAGCUUACUUUACAACAAAUUUAAUUACAAAAGGAAUAAAUUCUAGACUCGGGAAUCCAAAGUAAUUCUCAAUUAAGACAAAUUUGAAAAGGAGAAAGAACUUCUGCUUUAAAGUAAUGAUUUAGAUGCAGCUAUCAAGAGUAAAACAAUAGCCGACAAUAGGAAACUUGUAGCUAUAAAGAGAUUAAGGAUAAAAGAUGAUGUUAAUGAUUUAAAGUUUGGUAAUUAAUUGCAAGGAAGCUCUUAUUUUAAAGCCUUCGAAACAAAAGAUUAAUGA
This is a messenger RNA of Tetrahymena thermophila SB210, 2208 nucleotides long. RefSeq lists its product as hypothetical. NCBI's taxonomy places the organism in Eukaryota, Ciliophora, Oligohymenophorea, Hymenostomatida, Tetrahymenidae. The transcript is spliced from 13 exons. The record is from RefSeq and is a predicted model, not a curated record.